ACCAAAAGAUUAGAAGAAGAACUUAGGAUAUCAAGAGAAACUAGUAAAGCAUUAAGCACUGAAAGAAGUGAAAUUGCAAAAAAAAUUAAUGAUUUGUUACAUAAAAAAGACUUUGCUGAAAAUAGAAUUAGAGAACUCGAAGAACAACAUAAAGAAGAUCUUAAUUCAAGAGAUUUUACAGAAUUCAAACUCAAGAAUCAGAUCGUUGUAUUAAAACAGAAGGCUAUGGAUUUAGAAACUAGUUUAAGAAACAUAACAAGUUCAAAUAGGUCAAAUAAUGAACCUUCUGAACAUGUUGAAAGCAAUAGCAGUUCAG
Messenger RNA from Racocetra persica, 316 nucleotides. Lineage: Eukaryota; Fungi; Glomeromycota; Glomeromycetes; Diversisporales; Gigasporaceae. The record is from the annotation of a GenBank genome assembly.